AUGCGGGAUGAUGUCAACGUGAGUCUGUGCGAGCACGACGCUGUCUCAGCAACCUCCAUCGCGAUGCCUUCCAGCUAUCCACCGUCACCACCACCCAGAACAAGCGACAGCGAAACAACGCUGUACUCCCAAUCUCCACACGUACCCAUCGAUAAACGAGAAGCUCGUCGAAGGCUCAAAGCACAGCAUCGCGCUGGUCAAUACGCAGAUCCGACUUGGGUUGUACUUUUCGUCCUCGCCUCAGCGAUACUCUACUGGAUCCUUCCUGUUCCGGGCAUUUUCGAGUUCCUUUACCGCAAGAGACAUACGUGUCGCUGUUCACCUGACGCUAACGCAGCCACCACCGUCGCUCUGAAACCAACGAUGCCUUGGCAGAAACAGUUCACCCUCAGCUCCCGCAGCAAAGGCUGCCACCUCGUCACCAACGAGGUCAUGCCUCACCUCGAGGAAGGCCUCAAGGGUGUCAAGAUCGGCAUGCUGACGCUGUUCAUCCAGCACACAUCUGCAGCGCUUACCUUGAACGAGAACUUUGACAAAGAUGUUCGAGUGGACAUGGAUAUGGACGAGGGACCAGACGACUCUGUCUCGCACACAAAGACGAGUCUCAUCGGUCCGUCGAUCACCAUUCCCAUCACCGACGGACGACUCAACCUGGGAACGUGGCAAGGCUUGACUGAAUGUGCCACUAAGAAGGACGCAGAGCGAGGACGCAGAGCGGACUACGGCUACUACAAUCGUGUACAAAAGAGUCGACGCUUACAAGAAGCCGUCAUAUCGUCUUGA
This is a messenger RNA of Pseudozyma hubeiensis SY62, 783 nucleotides long. RefSeq lists its product as hypothetical. The coding region runs from base 1 to 783 and encodes 260 amino acids. The transcript is spliced from 3 exons. The record is from RefSeq and is a predicted model, not a curated record. NCBI's taxonomy places the organism in Eukaryota, Fungi, Basidiomycota, Ustilaginomycetes, Ustilaginales, Ustilaginaceae.